This is a messenger RNA of Setaria italica (foxtail millet), 2419 nucleotides long. Its product is annotated as cellulose synthase-like protein E2. Gene Ontology annotation, biological process: cellulose biosynthetic process; plant-type primary cell wall biogenesis. The transcript is spliced from 8 exons. Lineage: Eukaryota; Viridiplantae; Streptophyta; Magnoliopsida; Poales; Poaceae. The coding region runs from base 125 to 2344 and encodes 739 amino acids. The record is from RefSeq and is a predicted model, not a curated record. Gene Ontology annotation, cellular component: plasma membrane; trans-Golgi network. Gene Ontology annotation, molecular function: mannan synthase activity; cellulose synthase (UDP-forming) activity.
CUACGGUGCUAGCCAACCACUCCGGAACUGAACUCCAGCUCCGUUGACCAUCUACCUGCUGCCCAGACGUUACAUACUUCCAUUCCCGGCGCUGCGCAGGCAAUCGAGGGAGCAAGCGGUGGCCAUGGCCGGGAGCAGCGUAUCCAGCGGCGGCCGGCCGCCGCUGUUCGCGACGGAGAAACCAGCUCGGGUGGCGGCGUACGCGUACCGGCUGUUCGCGGGCACGGUCCUCGCGGGGCUCCUCCUGGUAUGGCUGUACAGGGCCACGCACCUGCCGCCGAGGAGCAGCGGCGCGCGGUGGUGGGCGUGGAUCGGGCUCUCCGCCGCCGAGCUCUGGUUCGGUUUCUACUGGGUGCUGACGCUGUCCGUGCGGUGGAGCCCCGUCUACCGCCGCGCCUUCCCCGACCGGCUCACCCGAAGGUAUAAGGAAGAGGAGCUUCCCGGGGUGGACAUAUUUGUGUGCACAGCAGACCCAACUCUUGAGCCACCAAUGCUCGUCAUCUCCACUGUCCUAUCUGUUAUGGCUUAUGACUACCCGCCCGAGAAGCUGAACAUCUAUUUAUCUGAUGAUGCCGGUUCCGUUACAACAUUAUAUGCACUGUAUGAAGCAUCUGAGUUUGCAAAGCACUGGAUUCCUUUUUGCAAGAAGUACAAGGUUGAGCCCAGGUCACCAGCUGCCUACUUUGCCAGAGCAGAUAGCCCUCCUGAUACGUGCGACCCGAAAGAGUGGUUCGCCUUGAAGGAGAUGCAUAAAGAUUUAACUGAUCGGGUGAAUUCAGUUGUAGAUUCAGGCAAGAUCCCGGAGGCUCCAGAAUGCAAAGUUAGGGGCUUCACCCAGUGGAAUGAGGAUACAACUUAUAGAGAUCACCCUUCAAUAGUGCAGAUUUUAAUUGAUGGAAACCAACGAAAGACAGCUGAUAUCGAUGGAAAUGCAUUACCAACACUUGUGUAUAUGGCACGUGAGAAGAGACUUCAUGAACAUCAUCACUUCAAAGCUGGAUCACUGAAUGCUUUGAUUAGGGUAUCAUCAGUGAUAAGCAACAGCCCAAUCAUAAUGAAUGUGGACUGCGAUAUGUACUCCAACAAUUCAGGGUCUAUCAGAGAUGCAUUGUGCUUCUUCCUAGAUGAAGAGCAAGGCCAAGAUAUUGCUUUUGUUCAGUAUCCUCAGAACUUUGAAAAUGUGGUGCACGAUGACAUCUACGGCAAUCCCAUCAACACCGUGAAUGAGCUGGAUCAUCCUUGCUUGGACGGAUGGGGUGGAAUGUGUUACUAUGGCACAGGAUGCUUCCAUAGUAGAGAGGCUCUAUGUGGGCGAAUAUAUAGUCAAGACUACAACAAAGAUUGGAGGAUGGUGAGGAAAACAGAAGAAGUCGAUGAGUUGGAAAGAUUGGCCAAGUCACUUGCGACUUGCACACAUGAGCAUAACACCCUUUGGGGAAUCGAGAAGGGGGUGAGAUAUGGUUGCCCACUGGAGGAUGUCAUUACAGGGUUGCAAAUCCAAUGUCGCGGAUGGAAAUCUGUGUACUACAAUCCAGCAAGAAAGGGCUUCUUAGGGAUGGCCCCCACCUCACUAGGACAGAUUCUGGUUCAGCACAAGAGAUGGACAGAAGGGUUCCUCCAGAUCUCCCUCUCAAAAUACAGCCCCUUUCUAUUAGGUCACAGGAAGAUCAAGCUAGGCCUUCAAAUGGGUUAUUCUGUCUGCGGGUUUUGGGCUCUGAACAGCUUCCCCACCUUAUACUACGUCACCAUCCCUUCACUUUGUUUCCUCAAUGGCAUGUCCCUUUUCCCUGAGAUGACUAGCCCUUGGUUUCUACCAUUUGCAUACAUCGUUGUGGCUGCAUACUCCUGCAGCUUAGUGGAGUCAUUGCAGUGUGGUGACACUGCUGUAGAGUGGUGGAAUGCACAAAGGAUGUGGCUUUUCAGAAGAAUCUCCUCAUACCUCCUGGCAGCCAUCGACACAAUCCGCAGAAUGAUGGGCAUCUCCGAGUCAGGAUUUGCCCUGACAGCGAAGGUGACUGAUUCGGAGGCCUCAGAGAGGUACAAGAAGGGGGUGAUGGAGUUUGGAUCCUUCUCCGUGAUGUUUGUGAUCAUUGCAACAGUCGCAUUGCUCAACCUGGCAUGCAUGGUGUUCGGAGUGGCAAGAGUUUUGUUAUAUGAAGGCACAACAGGCUUGGGAGCUUUGUUCCUGCAGGUUGUUCUCUGUGUGCUAGUAGUAGUCAUCAAUUUCCCUGUCUAUGAAGCGCUCUUCCUUCGCAAGGACAGUGGCAGAUUGCCAGCUUCUGUCGGUCUAGUUUCAUUCUGCGUUGUAUUACCACUCUGUAUACUGCCAACCAAUAUGAGAUGAAGUUGAUCAAAUGUAACAAAUACACUAAUACGCAGAUAUGAAGUUGGUCAAUUGUCAAAUGUAACAAUAUGCUCC